Molecule: messenger RNA, 1440 nt
Organism: Rodentolepis nana
Lineage: Eukaryota; Metazoa; Platyhelminthes; Cestoda; Cyclophyllidea; Hymenolepididae
Source: the annotation of a GenBank genome assembly
AUGAGUCUCGCCUCGCGGCAUAGCGGAGCCACACAAGGAAGUAAUCACACUAACGCUAAUAAUGCUUCAAAGCCGACACAUGGAAAAUCGGGUAGAAUGGGUGGUCCCUUCGCUAGUCUUAUGUCAGGACGCUUGGCUAUGCCUCGUCAGCUAGUUGUCCAGGCUCGAAAUGCCCUCGAUAACACCCCAGUUCAGAUUCACCUUAGUUUUUCCGGUACAAUUGGUCAAGGAACUUUUGGUCAGAUUGAAAAAGCCACUCUUACUACUCCGCCUCCAACAAAAGCCGCUGAUGACAAAUCCUCUUCAUCGGCAAAUACUGCAAAUUCUGCUGAUACUACUGUUCUCUCAGUUGCUGUUAAGCGUGUUCUUCAGGAUCCGCGUUAUAAGAAUCGAGAACUAAGCAUCAUGCAGAAGUUGAACAGACAUCCAAAUGUUGUUAAAUUUUACUACUAUUUCUUUUCAACUUCUUCUUCCUCAUCUCGUAAUCGUUCUCGAGGUUCGCAGUCACAAGCCCUCGAGGGUGAAUGUUCAGAUGUGCCACCAAACACUGAUAUGGAUGUUUAUCUGCAUUUAGUGCUUGAAUGUUUCCCCGGAAGUCUCUGUGAAUUGGUCUACGUAUACUUUCAGCGUACUAUGAGCAUUCCCCCGCUUACUGUCAAACUUUUCACUUAUCAGAUGCUCAAAGCGCUCGCUUAUUUACACUGCCAUCAGAUUUGCCAUCGAGAUCUUAAAUCAUCCAAUCUCCUUGUUAAUGAACAGACCCUUGUCCUUAAAUUGUGCGAUUUCGGCAGUGCUAAAGAAAUGGUUCCUGGAACAACCAAUGUCUCUUAUAUUUCCUCUAGAUAUUAUCGUGCACCAGAGUUAUUAUUUGGGGCUCAGAUGUACACCUGUGCGAUCGAUACAUGGGGAGCUGGUUGCGUUUUGGCUGAAAUGCUUCGUCAUCAGUGUCUCUUUACAGGGGUAGAUUCUGUUGAUCAGUUGGUCAAGGUAAUCCGUGUGCUUGGUACCCCAACAGCAGAAGAUAUUGCUAGUAUGAAUCCCAUGUACGAAUCUUACAAUUUCCCUGAUGUUCAGUCCUGCCCCGUGAAAUUAUUCUUCCCACGUCAUACACCUGCUGAUCUCUUGGCUCUUAUGUCUAAAAUGCUCGUAUACAAUCCGAACAAUCGACUUCCACCUCGUCAGGGUCUACUUGACCGUGCUUUCGAUGAAAUUCGUGACUUAAGGGCAGCGGGUGGGAAAUUACCCAAUGGAAAUCCCUUACCACCUCAUCUGUUUGAUUCUGAUCCGGUUGAUUCUACCGGGGAUAAGCCAUCUGGUGACGCAAAAGGUCAGGGGCAAUCAGAGACGGAUGGAAAUACCUCUCAAUCGGUUAACGCAGACCCAUCUAAAUCCGCUUCCGGAGAUGGAAUGAAACAAUUAGCAGAAAAUCCAUCAUCUUGA